This is a messenger RNA of Solanum verrucosum, 1583 nucleotides long. RefSeq names its product pentatricopeptide repeat-containing protein At1g08070, chloroplastic-like. Gene Ontology annotation, molecular function: RNA binding; protein binding. The transcript has a single exon. Bases 6 to 1583 code for a protein of 525 amino acids. NCBI's taxonomy places the organism in Eukaryota, Viridiplantae, Streptophyta, Magnoliopsida, Solanales, Solanaceae. Gene Ontology annotation, biological process: RNA modification. The record is from RefSeq and is a predicted model, not a curated record.
CUUUAAUGAAAUGUGUUUUAAGUUCUAAAUGUAAGGAAAAUGCUUUACUUGCUUUGUUAAUGUAUGUUGAAAUGAUGUGUAAAGGGUUAGAUUUGGAUAAAUACACGUACCCUCUUGUUAUAAAGGCGUGUGUAGAGUUACGUGAGCUGAGAUAUGGCAGAUUGGUUCAUGCCCAUGUGAUAAAAAAUGGGUUUGUGUUGGAUUUGUAUGUAGUGAACAAUUUGAUGCGUUUGUAUGGUGUUUGUGGGUGUGUUGGGAGUGUAAGGAAGGUGUUUGAUAGAAGUUCUGUGAGAGACUUGGUAUCUUGGACUAUUUUGAUUCAGGGGUAUGUGGACAAUGGUUAUUGGAAGGAAGGAGUGGAUUUGUUUUUUGAGAUGGUAGACGACGGGUUAAGGGCUGACGAGAGGAUGAUGGUUGUUGUGAUAUCUGCUUGUGCAAAAUUAGGGGAUUUGAGAUUGGGACAGAAGUUGCACAAGUAUGUGCAGAGUCGUAAGUUGAGUUUCGAUGUGUUUCUUGGGAAUGCAUUGGUCGAUAUGUACUUGAAAUGUGGUGAACGCGAUGUUGCUCUUAAUGUUUUCAGAGAGAUGCCGAUGAGAAAUGUGAUCUCUUGGAAUACAGUAAUAUCUGGAUUGGCUCAAAGAAAGGAGUUUAAACAGGCCUUGAGUGUGUUUAAUGAAAUGCAGGAUCAAGGAGUAAAGCCUGAUGAGAAUACUUUAGUUGGUGUUCUAAACUGUUGUAGCAAUUUAGGGGCGCUAGAAGUUGGGAAAUGGGUGCACACAUAUAUAGAUAGAAAUCGGAUACAAGUAGCUGGGUUUGUGGGCAAUGCUCUUGUAGAUAUGUAUGCAAAGUGUGGAAGCAUGGACGAUGCCCUUAGAGUUUUUGGAAGUAUGACUACUAAAGAUGUUUAUUCAUACACAUCCGUUAUAGUUGGUUCGGCCACACAUGGAAAGGCACGGAUGGCACUUAAGUUUUUCUAUGAGAUGCUUGAUAAUGGUAUACAACCAAAUGAAGUCACAUUUGUAGGUGUUCUCACAGCUUGCAGUCAUGGAGGACUGGUGGAAGAGGGUCACAAGUUCUUUACAGAUAUGUGGAGAGUGCACAAGUUAAAACCUCGAAUAGAGCAUUAUGGCUGUAUGGUUGAUCUGUUGGGUCGUGCAGGUUUGAUAGAUGAAGCAAUGGAGCUUGUGAAACACAUGUCAAUUGAACCUGAUGCUUCUAUUUGGGGAUCGAUAUUAGCAGCAUGUAGGAUCCAAGGAAAAGUUGAUCUCGCUGAGCAUGUGACUGAGAUACUUGUCAAUAUGGAGUCUGAAAAAGAUGGUACAUACAUACUGAUGUCAAACACAUAUGCUUCAGUCAGUAAAUGGAAAGAUGCUUUAGAAGUAAGAAAAGCAAUGAAGAGACAGAAAAUAAAGAAAGUCCCUGGAUGUAGCUCCAUUGAACUUGAUGGUGUUGUUUCCGAAUUUAGGAGAUGCGACAAAGCCCAUCCACGAAGUAAAGACAUAUAUGUGAUGGUUGAGCAAUUGACAUUUCAUCUAAUUGGUACAGAGGCCUCAUCAGACGGAAGUGAGUAUUGCAUAGUUUGA